AUCCAUCCCAACCUCUAGCUACGACUAUGUUCUAGCUGCCAUUCUUUUGAAAGCCCACAUCCAGUCAUUCUUUUACUUACAUAACCAAACUGUCGCUCUCUACGCUUUGCUUUCUCGCUCGAGUAACACCGUCGCCUCCUUUCUCUCCCUCGUCACUCUUUAAAACCAAAUAGCAAAAAGAUCUCGUGCCAACAUGCGCUUCACUCUCUUCUCCACCACCGCAAUGGCGCUGUUCGCGUGCGUGCCCGCAGCCCCGAUUACUCCGCGCAGCUCAUCUAUUCUUCUGAACUGGACCAAAGAGUCGGCCAUCAAGACUGUCAAUUCGCUCAUGGGCCAGCUUCCCAUGGAUGCGCAGAUCUGGAAAGUCGAUGAGGACUCCGGGCUGGUCGGUGUGAACUUUAACUUGGAUAUGGAGGAGUUGGCGAAGACGGGACUUGUUUCGUUGUCGAAGCAUAAGAAUGCGAAUAUUAAUAUGAAUGUGACUAUUUCGGGGUUGGAUUAG
Messenger RNA from Aspergillus steynii IBT 23096, 502 nucleotides. RefSeq lists its product as uncharacterized. NCBI's taxonomy places the organism in Eukaryota, Fungi, Ascomycota, Eurotiomycetes, Eurotiales, Aspergillaceae. Bases 194 to 502 code for a protein of 102 amino acids. The record is from RefSeq and is a predicted model, not a curated record. The transcript is spliced from 2 exons.